AUGAGAUCACCUGCAGAAUGGACAAUCAUAGCCUACUAUGAUAUAAGUUUUCUACAGUUAGAGGUCGAAUUUAUCAAGAAUGCAACUAAUUCACUGGCAACCAUAUGCGACCAAAUGAAUGGUUAUAACGACUGCUGGAUCUUAGUUGACCAAUUUAAAAUGACAAACUUAGAAAUGUUGUCAGCUAGUAUGAUACUACAACCUAAACGAAAGAAGAGAGGUGCCAUAGACAUCAUUGGUAACGUCGCAAAUGCGGUGUUUGGUGUUCUGGAUUCUGAGUAUGCUAAACAAAUGGCGCAGACCAUCCAACAAUUAAAAGACAACGAUGGACACCUCAUUCAUCUAUUGAAGAAUCAAACGUCAAUAUUAGAUUCCACAAUAAAUAUCAUGAAGAAAGAUCGCCAAUUCGCGCAAUCAACCUUCGAACUAACAGUCAAACGGAUGACUGACUUACAGAAUAAAAUACAAAAAGACGAAGAUGAGAUUUCUCUUCUUAAACUAUAUCAAUUAUUUACCGCAAUCGCAACUCAAUUGCUGAGUGUAACCACCAACGUGCAAUUUUACGAGACCGCAAUUUUAGGCGUGUUAACUGAUACCAAUCAUGGUAAAAUCAGUCCACUUCUGCUGACACCAGUGCAGCUAAAUAAUGAAAUAACUACGAUUCGCGAGCAUCUCAAUCCAGCCACACAUCUGCCAGGGAAUACGAGCAACAUAGUUGGACUCUAUUCGUUAAUGACUGUCACUAGCGGUCUAGUCGACACCAAAAUUCUGUUUCGAAUAACACUGCCGAUAGUCAGGGAUCAAACAUUUGAUUUGUUCUCUGUGAUUCCAAUACCAGGGGUUAGAAACAGCAUCUAUCAACAAAUAACACCGAUGUACAAGCAGAUCAAGCUGAAGACGCGCCACGAAAACGCGCAAAACUCGAUAACAACAAUCAAUAUCCGAAUUCAAAGUUGA
Teleopsis dalmanni is the source of this 957-nucleotide messenger RNA. RefSeq lists its product as uncharacterized. The record is from RefSeq and is a predicted model, not a curated record. Bases 1 to 957 code for a protein of 318 amino acids. NCBI's taxonomy places the organism in Eukaryota, Metazoa, Arthropoda, Insecta, Diptera, Diopsidae. The transcript has a single exon.